CCUCUCCCCCCAUUUCGUUGCUCCGCUUCCCUUCCGCUGCCUUGCGCUGUCCCUCAGCGGUUGGUGCUCUGACCUCAGCUGCUCCGCGGCUGUUUCUUGAGCUUUCUGCUUCAGUUAUCCCCACUGCUGACAGAAUACAGUACAACAGCUCUGUUCCCGUCAGCUGCUCUGUUGAAUCCUAUCAAGUGAUUCGCCACGUCAGGUUGAGCCACGUCUUUCCUUCGCCUCUUUGAUAAAUCUUUCGGUUGAGUCUUAGAAGCGAUCGACCAUGGCGACUGCAGUCCGCGCAGCCGUUUCCGCCGAGCUAGCCUCGGCUGCCAGCAGAGCAGCGACGAGGACAUCGACCCCGCUUACAUCCGCGUUCGUCGGCUCUUUCAACUCUCUCUCCACCGUCCCCGCCGCUCCUCUGCGCGCCGCAUCGGCCGCCAAGAGGCCAGUCGUCCGCGCCGCCGUCGCAACCGACAAACCCGCUACCGCGUAUCAGCUGCCCACGUGGGCGCGCUUCGAGCUCGGCUUAGCCUCCGUCUUCUGGGAAACUGCCACCGGCACCCGCCCUGCUUCCGGCGAGCUUAUGACCAUCUGGUUCAACCCCGAGGCAUCCACCCUCACGCCCAACCCUGAGUUUGGUGUCGCCUUCAACGGCGGGUUCAACAGCCCAAUCAUGUGCGGCGGUGAGGCGAGGCAAAUGACCCGCAAGGACCGCGGGCCGAACUGUGCUCCGCUGUUCUCCAUCAAGGUGAACGUGCCCCUGCACGCCAAGACAAUUGAGUUCUCGAUGACUGACGGCGAGUCGUGGGACGGGCCGUAUGUAGUGGAGAUGGAGAUUCCUCCUGCCUUCCGCAACCAGCCCAUGUCCUUCUUCAACGAGGGUCUGAAGAAGUCUCUGGAAGCGGAGGGUGCGUGCGACGACACCAUUUUCCCCGACUCGCAAUACGUGGCGGACCGAUGCAUCAUGCCGGGGGGGAUCGCCAAGGAAGAGGGUCAGUCGUGCCGGCUUGACCUUGUGCCCGGCUGCAUGGACCCCAGCUCGCCCUUCUUUGACCCCCUUGCCAAUGUUGAUGACGGCUCUUGCCCCAUUGACGUGCCCCAAAAGUAAUGCGGGGUGCUUGCUUGCUUGCUAGUUGUUGCGGAUGUAGAGUGGAGUAGAGGGGGGCUGUGGUUUGGGCUCCUCACCUCACUGUGGAGGGUUAUGGGUGAAUAUUUAGCACAACGUGAUGGGACUGAGGUGGUGCUGUACCAUCAGAAUGAUGCUUGUUAAUAGGGUACUUAUGAAUACAUGCUGGGAGGCGAGUGCUGAUCAUAUAUUGACCAUACAAGGGAAGGGACUGAUGUAACCAGUCUUAGGUUAAGUCCAGCAGAAUCUUUCAGGCAGAAGCCCUUGAGCGUUGGGCGAUGUUGCUGUUGGGCUGAGACUAGCCCUAGGAUCUUUUCAGAAGAUGAAGUCCUUGUAACGGAGUGCUCGAUAGUGUUAGAG
Messenger RNA from Closterium sp. NIES-67, 1474 nucleotides. The record is from the annotation of a GenBank genome assembly. NCBI's taxonomy places the organism in Eukaryota, Viridiplantae, Streptophyta, Zygnematophyceae, Desmidiales, Closteriaceae.